AUGAAGAGCUUCAUCGCUACGGCGAGUGCCGUUCUCUUCGCAGCACAAGCUGUGUCGCAAUCGCUUCCUCAGGUUGAUCUAGGCUAUGAGAUACAUCAAGCAAUUUCAUUUAAUAACCGAUCCAAUACAUACAAUUUCAACAACAUUCGUUUCGCGCAACCACCGGUUGGUGAUCUUAGAUUCGCAGCACCUGUCGCCCCGACUGGUCGCAAUCCUGUGGUUCAGAAUGGCAGUUUCAGUCCUAUCUGUCCCCAAGCUCUGCCCGGAUGGUCACCAGUAGGCAAUGCCUUUGCAGCGGCUUUCGCAGCAGGCAACGCGUCCACUUUUAACUACACAGCAGCCGUGGCAGCUGCACAAGCAGCCGCAGCUACAGCUGCCCCAUAUCAACCCAGUCCCCAAGAAACAGAGGAUUGUUUGUUCCUCGACGUGGUAGUACCCAGACCUAUUUUUGACAACGCAAACUCAAACAGUAUGCGUCGCAAACGAGCUAGUGGACCAGGUGCUCCUGUUCUAAUCUGGAUAUAUGGUGGUGGUUAUGUAGCUGGUUCUAAGCAGCAAGGUGGAAUUUACAAUCCCUCUGGCUUGAUCAAUGCUUCCCUCGCCAACGGUGGACAAGGUAUUGUCUACGUCGCUCUCAACUACCGCCUUGGAGCCUUAGGCUGGUUGUCAGGACCAUCUUUCCAAGGACAAGGUGGCAUUUCAAAUGCAGCUCUAUAUGACCAAAGGCUGGGCAUUGAGUGGGUCAAGCAAAACAUCCACCUUUUCGGUGGUGAUCCAAAUCAAAUUACAUUGAUAGGCGAAUCUGCUGGUGGCGGCAGUAUCAUGCACCAAAUAACAGCUUACGGCGGAUUAAGACCGGUUUCUUUCCAGCGUGCCAUCCCACAGUCACCGGGUUGGCUACCAGUCUCGGACCAGUACACGCAAGAGAACCACACGAAUAUAUUCUUCCGCAACCUCAACGUCUCCUCUUUGGCGGAAGCUCGUGCAGCCUCCUCGGCGGCUGUCGUGCGUGCCAACCUUCUCACUGUCUACAAUGCAAACUAUGGUUCAUACAUCUUUGGUCCUACCGUUGACGGCGUCUUCGUGCCUGCUCAGCCGGGUCUAAGUCUGCUUACCAAUAUCUCGUAUGCCAAGAACAUCUCUGUCAUGCCAGGCCACAAUACGAAUGAAAGUCCUCUCUUUGCGCCUCCUUAUGUACAGACUGACGACCAGCUGACUGCCUACAUUACAAGCACCUAUCAUACAGCCACUCCUCAGAUCGUCAAUUACAUCGUCAAUACACUUUACCCAGCAGUCUACAAUGGUACAUAUCCCUGGAGAAGCCCAAUAGACCGCACUCUCAAGCUCGUCACAGAGUCAGUCUUCUCAUGCAACACAAACUAUCUCGCUCGUGCAUACAACAACCAGACGCACAACUACCAGUUCGCUGUUCCGCCAGCCCUACAUGGGCAAGAUAUCUACAGUACCUUUUACCAAGGCCAGGGAACGAAUCUGUCGCAAGGAAUAUAUGCACCUGUUGCAAAUGCGCUGCAGACAUACAUUACCAACUUCGCGAUGACCGCAGACCCCAAUAGACCGAGCCUGAAUAGUGCCGGUGGAUCUGUGCCUUACUUUCCAGUGCAGGGUAACAAUGCGACACUGAUGAUGUUGAACUACACUGUCACCAGUCCGACGAGUGUCGUACCAGCAAUUGGGCUGGCGAGGGAUGAAACAGUCAAUGAACGAUGUACGUUCUGGCAGAAGUCAUUGUAUACAUAG
Molecule: messenger RNA, 1758 nt
Organism: Lithohypha guttulata
Lineage: Eukaryota; Fungi; Ascomycota; Eurotiomycetes; Chaetothyriales; Trichomeriaceae
Exons: 3
Coding region: 1-1758 (585 amino acids)
Source: RefSeq, a predicted model, not a curated record